AUGCUAGUGCAUGCCAUAACAGACCACCUCCACACCUGGGAUCGCCAUCUCCCCGCCUCCUCCCAACCGCACCCCUCCACCUCCCCCAUCCCCAUCUUCAAAGACUCCUGCACUGUGCGCGAACGCGUCUACGUCUCGGAACAACGCGCCAUCCCACUGAUCCACCAUCUCGACAACGACGAUGCGCGCUCCGUGCAUUUCGUCAUCUACGCACCUUGUCCCCCCGCAGAAGAUCCCCAAGACCCCUCCAUCCCAGUAGGAACACUCCGGCUGCUCCCCUAUCCAGAUACUCUCCGUCCUCUCCCCAACACGCACAUUAUUGCCGGAUCUCCCACCGAGGAAAUCCCUCCCUCUUCAACAUUCUUUUUCCAGCCCUCUCCGACUUAUAGAGUUAAUCCUGCGUCUACUCUGCACAAUGGGAUAGAGCCUUGUGUACGGCUUGGUCGACUGGCUGUUUUGAAGGAGUAUCGCGGGAAAGGGUAUGCAGAUCUGUUGAUCCAGGCUGCUUUGAAAUGGGCGGGGGAGAAUCCGAGGUUUUCGGAAGAGGCGUUGAGUGAGGAGAAAGGGAAGGUGCCGGAGUGGAAGGGAUUAGUGUGUUUGUAUGCGAGAGAUGUAGCGGUGAGGACGUGGGAACGGAACGGGUUUGUGGUGGAUGAAGGGAUGGGAGUUGGUGGGAGGUGGGUGUUAGGAUUUUGGGGAUGGUGA
Botrytis sinoallii is the source of this 705-nucleotide messenger RNA. RefSeq lists its product as uncharacterized. The record is from RefSeq and is a predicted model, not a curated record. NCBI's taxonomy places the organism in Eukaryota, Fungi, Ascomycota, Leotiomycetes, Helotiales, Sclerotiniaceae. Bases 1 to 705 code for a protein of 234 amino acids. Gene Ontology annotation, molecular function: acyltransferase activity, transferring groups other than amino-acyl groups. The transcript has 2 exons.